UUCAAGAAGCUGACGAUUUUUUUGCUGUUUCUGCCCAUACAACCAAGUGAAACGUUGUGUUACUUCAGAGUCUUUGCUGUUACGCUUUGUUACUUCAGAGAGAUAAAAAGUUCUGUUACAUCGCUGAUGCGUCAUCAUCCUUCAGUUGACAGCAACGGGAAUAAGAUCACAAAAUAUCUAACGAUGUCACAAUCCCAUACGAAAAUUUCGCCGAUCAUCAUGUUGUGUUUACUGAUUUUAACUCUGAGCGCCUUGUGCUAUGCAGCUAACAACAACAGCAGUGGUAAAACAACUCCAAACAUGGGCACUCACCAGUUUCCACCUCAUGGACCUUGUGGUUAUGGUGCCUGUUUUUGCGCGCCGGGAAUCCCAGGUAUGCCGGGAAACCCUGGACCCUCAGGACCAACAGGCAUUGCUGGUUCACCCGGUCCACAAGGAUCCACGGGACCACGUGGAGACAAAGGCGACGCAGGGAAACCAGGAAGUGAAGGCCUCCAGGGCCUCCAGGGACCACGAGGAACCAAAGGUGACGCAGGCAAUAAAGGAAGUCAGGGCCCUCCAGGCCCGAAGGGCCUUCCAGGCACGUUGGGAAGUAACUGGAAACAAUGCGUUUGGAAAAAUAUAAACGACGGUAAGGAUACUGGAUUGAUCAAGGAAUGCGUUUUCAAGAAAAAGUCAGACAACUCAGGCCUGAGGGUGUUUUGGAAUGGCAAUCUUCGCCUCUAUAACUGCCAUGGUUGCUGCAGACGAUGGUACUUCACUUUCAACGGUACCGAGUGCUCUGCUCCAGCAGCGAUUGAUGGUGUGGUCUACAUGGUGCAUGGAAAUGGCUACAAAAAGAACUUGCACCGUCCACGACAAAUCGAAGGAGUAUGUGAAAAAGUCCACAAGGGUGUUGUGCGCGUGGGAUUCUGGGUCGGUAACUGUGCUGGUUUCGGAUCUGCUGACGCCUACACAGGAUGGAAUUCAGUGUCCCGGAUCUAUGUGGAAGAAGUACCACCCCCACAGGCCUGAAAAACCAGAUUCUGAAGCUUUGUUCGUGGGAGGGUUAGAACGUAGAUUGAGGCGCGUCAGAGUUAAGAGUAAUAAGUGUGAAGUCUAAGAAACAGAUUUAAAAAACAGUUUUGUGGUUGAAAUUGAUAAACGAUCAAGUCAAUCAAAGUUUUAAUAAAUUGUGAUAAUCUAAAGAGAUAAGGGCAUUUUUAAAUACUAAGCAACCUUCUUGAGCCAUGUAGAGCACAAAGCUUGUGUUUCAGUUUGUUGGUGAAGGGAUAUGGAAAUAAACAAGAGGUAGUUGAAUACCCAAGAGCC
Orbicella faveolata is the source of this 1311-nucleotide messenger RNA. RefSeq lists its product as uncharacterized. The record is from RefSeq and is a predicted model, not a curated record. NCBI's taxonomy places the organism in Eukaryota, Metazoa, Cnidaria, Anthozoa, Scleractinia, Merulinidae.